Messenger RNA from Lagopus leucura (white-tailed ptarmigan), 3920 nucleotides. RefSeq names its product smoothelin (gene SMTN). The coding region runs from base 70 to 3039 and encodes 989 amino acids. The transcript is spliced from 21 exons. The record is from RefSeq and is a predicted model, not a curated record. Gene Ontology annotation, biological process: actin cytoskeleton organization. Gene Ontology annotation, molecular function: protein binding. NCBI's taxonomy places the organism in Eukaryota, Metazoa, Chordata, Aves, Galliformes, Phasianidae. Gene Ontology annotation, cellular component: filamentous actin; microtubule organizing center.
GGCCCGGCCCGGUGCUGAAUCGGGAGCGGACGGGACCCGGAGCCUCGCGGGGGGCAGCGGGCGGGCAAGAUGUCCCAGGAGAGCCUGCAGGGUAUGGACGAGGGCGCGCUGAGAAAGCUGCUGGAGGCGACGCUGGACCUCGCCGAGCGGCGCCGCAUCCGCUCAGCCAUCCGGGAGCUGCAGCGGCAGGAGCUGGAGCGGGACGAGGAGGCGCUGGCCUCCAAACGCUUCCGCACCGAGCGUGGCAGCCACCGGCAGGACAACAAGGAGAACUGGCUGCGGUCCCAGCAGCUGGAGGAGGAGCAGCAGAAGGCCCUCGCUUCGCUGUCCCGGGAACUUGAGUCCAUCACCGAUGUGGAGGAGCUGACAAAGCUGCUGCGGGCAGCCAGUGAGUACGAGGAGCGCAAGCUGAUCCGCGCCGCCAUCCGCAAGCUGCGGGCUGAGGAGAUUGAAGCUGCAGCCCUGGCUGGGAACGUGCAGAGCAGCCGCAGGGAUGGCGCUGAGCCCGCAGCCGUGCCCGCACGUGCAGAACGCAGCAGGAGAGAUGAUGCUGAAACGGCAGCUCUGGUCAGGAACGGGGAGAGCUCCCAGAGGGCAGGCUCUGAGCUGCCGGCCGUGGUGAGUGUGGAGAGCAGCACUGAGCCCGUGGAGAGCAGCCGAAGGGGCGAUGCUGAACAGCCGGUGCUGACCAGGACGGAGGAGAGCAGCCACAGGGGGGAUGCAGACAGACUGACUGCUGAGGAGCCUGAACGCUCUGUGGCCCAUGAGCAGGAGGAGGAGCAGGAGUGCAGGCAAGCUGAACUGCAGGACCUGAAUAGCCAGCAACUGAGAGAACCCAAGAAACCCCCUGCCCAGGCCACAGCCUCAGGGACCCUGGUGCUCCUGGACCUGCACCCAGCCCUGGAGCCCACUGCAGCCCCACAGCCCGGAGAGCAAACAGCAGAGCUGGAGCUGCACACCAAGCGGGCAUCUGAGUGUGAGCUGCAGUACCAGGAGGAGGGAUCUGGCAGCCCCUGUCCUGUGCAGGAGCCCAACGUGGAGCCAGCAGAGGCCCCAUGCAGCACAGGGCAGAGCCGCCAGGCGGAGCAGGACGGCCCAACACAGCCCUGCGCUGUCACUCAGAGUGGCCAGUUUGUCAUCUGCGUGCGAGGCCAGGUGUCUGGGAAGGCUGCGAUGCCACAGGAGAAGCCAGCGGCACCCACCCAGAGCACGGCACGGACCCCAUCUCGCCUCAACGCUCAGCGCUGGGAGCAAACGCCGUCCUCGCCGUGCCCACAGGGCCACGCAGAGCCGAGCCCCGUGCAGCGCUCCUCCUCGGUGCGGGAACGCGCGCAGCGCUUCACCCCUUCGGGCGCGACCUCGGUGGGCACCGCGGGGCGGCAGCGGGCGGCGGCGGGCGGCCCCGAGGGGGCGGGCGGCGCUGCGGGGCGGGCCGGACCCGGCCAAUGGCAGCGGGGGCCUCGCACGGCCCCGCCGGGCCCCGAUCAAAACGCGAGGGGAGCCGGUAGCGGAGGAGCAGAGCAGCGCCCGCCGCCCGCCGGCCCCCGCCCCGCCGGUACCGGCCCCACCGCCGCCCACGACGGCAUGAAGACGUACUUCACCAUCGAGAUCAAGGAUGGGCGCGUGCAGCCCCACACGCAGUCCGUCACGCCCCGCAUCGUGGCCGCCCCCGGCAGCCAGCGGGCAGAGCUCACCCUGGGGCUGAGGAGCACUCCCAUCCGCAUCACCGCCAUCCCCAGCAGCACUGGCGGCAUCUGCAGCAUCACCACCAGCAGCAAUGUCGUCAAAGAUCCUUGCGCUCAUUUUGAGGGCACCGAGGAGUCCGGCAGCCCGGUGGCCCAUCCGCCCACUUUCUCCAGCACGCGCCAACAGUCGACCCUGCACCUCUCCCGGAGCGACAGUUUUCCGAUGGAACCGGAGCUGGUGGUGGAGCAGCCCCAGGCACCGAGGCUGCAGCCGGAGCUGCCCAAUGGCAUGGAGAAGGUCCAAGUGAGGGAAGUGGAGAAAAAGAGCAAGCUGAAUGUCGAGGAGCUUAACAAGAUCGAGGAUGAGAGUGUUCUGGAUAAGAUGCUGGAUCAGACCACGGACUUUGAGGAGCGACGGCUGAUCCGUAAUGCCAUGCGGGAGCUGCGCCAGCGCAAGCGAGACCAGCGGGAGAAGGAACGGGACCAGCGGCUGCAGGAGAUGAAGAGCCAGGCUACAGUGAGCAGGGCUGGCCACAACACUGAGACCACCACCACGCAGAGCACCCAGUCAGCCGAUGGCUCAGCCCGCAGCACUGUCACCAAAACUGAGCGCCUCAUCCAGUCCAAUGAUGGCAGCAAGACUUCCCGCACAACAACCAUGGAGUCGAGUUAUGUGAAGAGAUCAGACAAUGGCAGCAGCAGCACGUUUGUUCAAACCAAAUCAUCCUACAGCUCAUCUUCCAAGAAGACAGGCAGCAUCUUUGACCGGGAGGAUGAGAGUGCCUCAAGGCAGAGCAGCCUGGCUGCGCUGGAACGGCGCCAGGCUGAGAAAAAGAAGGAGCUGAUGAAAGCUCAAAGCCUGCCCAAAACAUCAACCUCACAGGCUCGCAAGGCCAUGAUUGAGAAGCUGCAGAAGGAGGGCGGGAGCUCUCCAAACCCUGCGGCACCGCGUGCAGCUGUGCAGCGCUCCUCCAGCUGUGGUGUCCCCAACGCCAACAGCAUCAAGCAGAUGUUGCUGGACUGGUGCAGGGCUAAGACCCGGGGCUACGAGCACGUGGACAUCCAGAACUUCUCGUCCAGCUGGAGCGAUGGCAUGGCGUUCUGUGCUUUGGUCCACAACUUCUUUCCAGAUGCUUUUGACUACAGCCAGCUCACACCCCAGAACCGCCGUCACAACUUCGAGGUGGCAUUCUCCUCUGCAGAGAUGCUGGCGGACUGCGUGCCCCUGGUGGAGGUGGAAGACAUGAUGAUCAUGGGGAAGAAGCCGGACGCCAAGUGCGUCUUCACCUACGUGCAGUCCCUCUACAACCACCUGCGUCGCCACGAGAUGCGCAUGCGGCAGAAAGAGUGCUAGAGCCUGCCCCGGCCUGCGGCUGCCCGACACCUCACUGCCCCCUCCCUGCAGGGACGCUGGUGUGCGGAGGAGCUGCCGCCCCAUGGAGAGGCUGGCAGCGGGGGUGGAGAGGCUGUGGGGCUGGCGCUGGACAAAGUUUGGGGCUCCUGGGUCACCCGUUGCUUCAGCCUUGCUGGAGCUCCUCGGUCAGCUUCUGCCCCGGCUGGCUGCCAGCUGAACGUACGGGCAGGGCAGAACGGUGCCAGGCGGGUGGUGCCUAGGAUGCCACUCUCCCUGCAGCCAGCUUGGCUCUCCUCCCCUCUGCCAUACUCUAGUGUGUUAAGUUAUUCAUUCUCAAGGAGUUCUUUUUAUGUGGGCAGGGUCCCUGCUUCCCCCGGGAGGCUGGGGCAGCACAGUACCCUCGGGCCCUGAGCCAGCGCAGGUCUGUGUCUGUGUGGCUCAGCCCAUGGACCCUGCAAGCCAGGGCCCAGGUGGGCGCUGCUGGUUUUGGUGCAGCCGGGAGGCAGAGCGCCCUGCUCCCCAGGCGGCCUGAGAACAGUUCUGGGCCACCUGCAAGGAAGCCUCUCUGCCCACCACAGUCCCUGCUUGGUGCCACCUCCCUGGGGACGGCCCUGUGCCAACACCCUGCUUCCCACCGCACACACGUGCCCAGGGCGCUUCCACGGCGGGGACCUGCAGCACCGCCGUGCUGGGGAGCUGGAGGGGAGCGGGGAGGGCCCCAGGGAGCGUGGGGCCAGGGCCAGGACCAGACAGCCCCCGCGCUCCUCCCCAGCUCUGGGCACCUCGUGCUCAGUGCCACUUGCCCCUUCAUCACAGUCUACACCUGCGUUGACACGUGUACCAACACCAGCCAGACAAUAAAAAUUUAUUCUAUAGGGUGA